Messenger RNA from Cariama cristata (Red-legged seriema), 741 nucleotides. Its product is annotated as BDNF/NT-3 growth factors receptor-like. Lineage: Eukaryota; Metazoa; Chordata; Aves; Cariamiformes; Cariamidae. The transcript has 2 exons. The record is from RefSeq and is a predicted model, not a curated record. The annotation marks the transcript as partial. Gene Ontology annotation, biological process: protein phosphorylation; trans-synaptic signaling by neuropeptide, modulating synaptic transmission; cell surface receptor protein tyrosine kinase signaling pathway. Gene Ontology annotation, molecular function: brain-derived neurotrophic factor receptor activity; brain-derived neurotrophic factor binding; ATP binding. Gene Ontology annotation, cellular component: signaling receptor complex; axon.
GUUGGGGGUCACACCAUGCUGCCCAUUCGUUGGAUGCCUCCAGAGAGUAUCAUGUACAGGAAGUUCACCACAGAAAGCGAUGUCUGGAGCCUGGGCGUUGUAUUAUGGGAAAUCUUUACCUAUGGCAAACAGCCAUGGUAUCAGCUCUCAAACAAUGAGGUGAUUGAGUGCAUCACUCAGGGCCGAGUCCUGCAGCGACCUCGCACAUGCCCCAAGGAAGUGUAUGACUUGAUGCUGGGCUGUUGGCAACGGGAGCCUCACAUGAGGCUCAACAUCAAAGAAAUCCAUUCCCUCCUCCAGAACUUGGCCAAGGCAUCUCCAGUCUACUUGGAUAUUUUAGGCUAAAGUCUCCUAGCAUUUCUUCUCAUGGGCUACGGGAAUGAAUGUGUUCAACUGCCGCUGGACUCCAUUAAGAUGUGUUCUUAACUUUGACAGUAUUAAUGAUGAAGUCGCGGAGAAGCUUUCAAAGGGCAAGCAAUGUGCACUUCUCCAUCUGUAGACACAGUAUUGACUUUUUAGACAUUACUGGGAUGUAUCUCCUCUCUCUCUCUCUGUCUUUUAGUUUCUAUCAUUUUUUUCUUCUCUCCUGUAUUUCUAAUCAAUUUGGCUUCUGCAUCAUUGUUACUCUGCAUAGACAAAGGCCUUAAAAACCUGAUCUGUUAUAUCAGCAGACUCUUCAGUUUGCCCACCACAACUAACAAUGCCUUGUUGUAUUCAUGCCUUUGAUGUGGAUGAAAAAAA